GUGGGAGGUGUUAAAUCAGUUAUUUUGAUGCUGAGAGCUCGGGCAGUAUGGACUCCGACAUUAAGGCCUAUCUUCAGAAACAAAGUUCAUAAUAAGGAACACUUGAAACAGGACUCUGCAGGAAUAAUCAGCCUGCGGUUGUUGUUCUUCUCCCCGGCAUGGCGAGCUCGGACUGCGGGGAUAAAGCGGCGGAAACGGGGCGGAGGAUGUGAAGUGGUCCAGCCGAAUAAAUAAGAUAUGACUCUUUCUUUCUACCCAGCCUGGCACCAUGACGGCGUCGAUGAUAUAGAUGAAAUCAUAAGGCAACACUGACAUUUUAAAAAAGGAGGUUUCGUGUUGACUGCAGGUUACCGAGAGACAGCUGCACAGCACCCGGCUUUGGAGCGCCGGAUCCCCGCUUGGAAGCACAUGAAGGGUCGGUGGUGCCCGGGCCGUGUGGAGGUCUGUCCUCUAUGAUUGAGGUACUAUUUCGGGGAUAUUUUUGGCAUGCAGAUCACGACGUUUAAGUCGGCGUAACAAAGGUCUCCAACCUCCCCUCACCCCUCUCCUCCCCUGGGAUCAUUGGAACGCCCCGUCACUCCCUCCCUCCUCCUCCCCCUCUUCCAGAAAAGACCAGCACAGGGAGGGAUUUUCGGAUCCCUAACUCCUCCCCUCUCUCUGACCUCCAUCACCUUUCUCCGUCAUCAUGGUCACCUGGUCGUUCCGUGACGGUCUUUAGUGCCCUCAAGCAGGGCGCUAAAUCCUGAAGUGUUGUGGAGGAUGAGCCGACGACGUUCACAGUGGAAAUGUGACACUCUUGAAUGAUUUAUGAGGAAGGAAAGUGCGAGUCAUAAGGAGUUCAGCUGUGCUUCAAACUGCCUCCUGGAGUGACCAGCAGUGCAUUCUGGGAGCUUAAAGUGCCUUGCCCGAGGGAACGCCAGCGGGGCCAAAGACAUGUACAGCAAGAGAACCAAACUCCAAAAGCUGUUUGAGCUGCUUUUGUGAUUGUCUCACCUCCUCACCUCCAUCCCUCCAUCUUUUCUCCUCCUUCUUUAAUUUGGCGACUCUAAGCCAAAGGCCCUAGGUGUCUACUCCUUUCCUUUCCCCUCCCUCACUUCCUCCCCCCUCCCUCUUUGGUUUCUCUAAUAGACGGCCUCACCUCGCCUCCACCAUUCGCCCCUCCCUCGCAACGGCUGUCCUCCCCCCUCGCCCCCGCCCCCAGUCAUCCUCCCCCUCCCCGUCCCUCACCACCCCUACCACCACCUCCUCCUCCUCCGCCCCUUCCUCCCCCCACCACCAUCACCACCACCACCAUCCUCACCCUCAGCCCCACUCCCACCACCACCAGCACCAACAUCACCACCACCAACUCUCCUCCUCACCCCCACGCUUCUCACCCCCUCCCUUCACUACCUCCUCCUCCUCUCCUGCGGUGACCAUGGCGAUGGCUGCAACCUCUUCCUCUUCCUCACCCACCUCGUCCCCAUCAACGGCCAACGGCAGCGCCCGGGAACACCUGCUGGCGGUGCGACGGCGCACCCCGCACUCACGGCCAUACACGAUAGGCCCCGAUAACCUCCGCAGCCUGGCGGUUCAAGGUGGCGCCUCCACCUCUGCAUCCUCCUCUUCCUCAGUUAUGUCUUCAGGGAACCCAUCAGAAGCGCCGGUGGGGCUCCAAAGGGCCAACAGCGACACAGACUUGGUGACAUCAGACAGCCGCUCGUCGCUCACAGCUUCUACGUACCAGCUGACGCUCGGGCACAACCACCUUGUCAUCUCCUGGGACAUCAAGGAGGAAGUGGACGCCACGGACUGGAUCGGCCUGUACCACAUCGAUGAGGCGUGUGUGGCCAACGUGUGGGACUCCAAGAAUCGGGGCGUGAACGGCACCCAGAGGGGACAGAUUGUGUGGAGGCUGGAGCCGGGACCCUACUUCAUGGAGCCAGAGACAAAGGUCUGCUUUAAAUACUAUCACGGUGUAAGUGGAGCGUUAAGAGCAACAACACCCUGCAUCACCGUCAAGAACCCGGGAGUACUGGUUGGCAGUGAAGGCCAAGGUGAGGACCAAUCAGGGACGGAGCACUGUAGGAAACUCGUCAGCUUCACCCUAUCAGAUAUCCGCGCCGUCGGCCUCAAGAAGGGCAUGUUCUUCAACCCCGACCCCUACCUGAAGAUGUCCAUCAAGCCUGGGAAGAGGAGCGGCCUCCCCAAGUUCACCCACCACGGCCAGGAGAGGCGCUCCUCCAUCAUCGCCAACACCAUCAACCCUGUGUGGCACAGCGAGAAAUACACCUUCGUGGCUCUGAUGACCGACGUGUUGGAGAUCGAGGUGAAGGAUAAGUUCGCAAAGAGCAGACCGAUCAUCAAGCGGUUUCUGGGUCAGCUGAUCAUCCCCGUGCAGAGACUUCUGGAGGGGCCGACAGCUGACGAUCAGCCUGUCAGCUACAGCCUGUGUCGCCGUCUUCCCACGGACCACGUGAGCGGGCAGCUGCUGUUCAGAGUGGAUCUCACCUCCACCGGACAAGAAGAAGCUUCUCCAGACGCCAUGGGCAGCAUCCUCGGUGGUGCAGUAAACGGCGACCCUGGCAGCCCCUCAGACGACGAAGACCUUCCUCACCUAUCCUCACGCCUCACGUAUGGAGCUUCCCCCACUGGGUCCGACGAGGGUUCCCUGAUAGUCAAUGGCUCCUGCUACUACGGCGAGGACAGCGUGUGGCGGGAAGCUGGACAAAUGAGGGAGGAGGACCUGCUUCCUUUAGCGCUGGGAGGCCACACACAUCGUCAGGUGUCGCUCAACGACUACCUGGACGCCAUCGAGUCGCCCAGGAGCCCCGGGGAUCGGUCUCUGGCGGGGCCAUCGCCGAAACUCCGCUCUAGCUUUCCGACAGACACGCGGCUCAAUGCCAUGCUGCACAUAGACUCGGAUGAGGAUGAGGAAACGGGGCAACAAAGGGAGACGUCGCCGGAGGCGAGGACACAGCAGAGCGCAGACUCAUCGAGGAGGUCGGAUACAGCAGAGUCUCAGCAAGGAAGCGAGGGCUCUAACGGAGAGCACACUGAAGCUGGAGCAACAGAGGCAGGUUCCUCUGCUGGUGCUCAGUCUGGAUCUGAGCUUGACGGGGCUGAAGCUGGAGCUGCAGAAGGUACAGCUGGAGAACAAACACCACCCACUUGCGAGACUACAGCUGGGGCUGAAGAGGUGGCGGCGGCCGCUGCAGGCCCCAGCGGAGAAACUACAACGGCUUCCAGCUCCUCUCAGGCAUCAGGAGCUGCAGCAGGAGCCGCAGCCGGGCUGGGAGAGUCUGCAGCUGAGUGCACCUGUCAGGAGCAGGGCAGGAGGAUGAGUGCACAGCUGGAGGUACCCUACAGCCCUCCACUCGGUCCACUUUCACCCAUUCAGGAGGUGGACACAAGAAAAGAAGUGGCUCCAAAGGCGGAGGAGGAGGGGGCGGAGUCAUCGAGCAGCGAGGCAAACGGGCCAAUAGCUGCAGCUGCUCCCGCCAGCAGCAACGCAGCAGAUCAGGGAGGAGGGACGUCUGAAGCUGAAGCAGGAGCCACAGGCGGGGAGGCAGAGGAGGAAGGAGGGGAGGUGUGGAGGAGGAGGCAGUCCAUGCAGGCGUCAGGGGGCGUGGACCCAAAUCAGGAGGCGGGCGGGGCCAGGGACGGUCAGAACGGGACGGCGGGUGCGGAGCUGGGUGCCACAGCUCAGGUGAAUGGCCAUCAGUCUGUCCGCAACCUUCCAACUAUCCGCCAUGACAUCAACCGCUACCAGAGGGUGGACGAGCCGCUCCCACCCAACUGGGAGGCUCGUAUCGACAGCCACGGACGGAUCUUUUACGUGGAUCACGUGAACAGGACCACGACUUGGCAGCGUCCUACCGCUCCGGCUGCCCCACAGACCCUUCAGAGGUCCAACUCCAUCCAGCAAAUGGAGCAGCUGAACCGCAGGUAUCAAAGUAUAAGAAGGACGAUAACCAAUGACAGCAGGCCGGAGGAGCAGCCAGCCAAUGAGGUGCCGACAGAUGAGACCGACAUGCAGCCCUCCAUCCCAGAGCUGCGUCGGGACAACAGCGUGACUCAGUCCAGCUCCAGGUCUCGCCUCACCCUGCUGCUCCAGUCUCCCUGCGCGAAGUUCCUCACCAGCCCCGACUUCUUCACUGUGCUACAUUCCAACCCUAGUGCCUACCGUAUGUUCACCACCAACACGUGUCUGAAGCACAUGAUCAGUAAGGUUCGGCGGGAUACUCAUCACUUUGAGCGCUACCAGCACAACCGGGACCUGGUGGCCUUCCUCAACAUGUUUGCCAACAAACAGCUGGAGCUGCCCCGAGGCUGGGAGAUGAAGCACGACCACACCGGCAAGCCUUUCUUCGUGGACCAUAACUGCCGUGCCACCACCUUCAUCGACCCCCGGCUUCCUCUCCAGAGCACUCGACCCCCGAGUGUCCUGGCUCACCGUCAACACCUGACCCGCCAGCGCAGCCACAGCGCCGGGGAAGUUAGCCCUCGACGACUGGUGGGCGACGACCCUCGACACGCCGGGCCGCCGGUCCUGCCGCGGCCUUCUAGCACCUUCACCUCUGCAAGCAGGGGGCAGUGCCAAGACAUGGUGCCAGUGGCAUACAACGACAAAAUUGUGGCGUUUUUACGACAACCAAACAUCUUUGAGAUUUUGCAGGAGAGGCAGCCCGACUUGAUCCGGAACCAUUCACUCAGGGAGAAGGUGCAACUGAUCCGCACAGAUGGAGGGUCGGGAUUGGCCAGGCUGUCAGGGGACGCUGACCUCGUCAUGCUGUUGAGCCUCUUCGAAGAUGAAGUAAUGUCCUACGUGCCUCCUCACGCCUUACUUCACCCCAGCUACUGUCAGUCACCUCGAGGCUCGCCUGUCUCCUCCCCUCAAAACUCACCUGGUACUCAGAGAGCUAACGCCAGAGCCCCCGCACCCUACAAGAGAGACUUUGAGGCCAAACUGCGCAACUUCUACAGGAAACUGGAGACGAAAGGCUACGGCCAAGGACCAGGGAAACUAAAGUUGAUCAUUCGCAGAGAUCACCUGCUGGAAGACGCCUUCAACCAGAUCAUGUGCUACUCCCGCAAAGACCUGCAGCGUAGCAAGCUCUAUGUCAGCUUCGUCGGGGAGGAGGGGUUAGACUACAGCGGACCCUCCAGAGAGUUCUUCUUCCUGGUGUCCAGAGAGCUCUUCAACCCUUAUUACGGUCUGUUUGAGUACUCCGCCAACGACACCUACACCGUCCAGAUCAGCCCCAUGUCGGCUUUCGUAGACAAUCACCACGAGUGGUUCCGGUUCAGUGGUCGUAUUCUAGGUUUGGCUCUGAUCCAUCAGUACCUGCUGGACGCCUUCUUCACACGCCCCUUUUAUAAAGGCCUGCUGCGCAUCCAGUGUGAGCUGAGUGACCUGGAGUAUCUGGACGAAGAGUUCCACCAGUCGCUGCAGUGGAUGAAGGAUAACGACAUCGAGGACAUGCUGGACCUCACCUUCACCGUCAAUGAGGAAGUCUUCGGACAGAUCACAGAAAGAGAGCUGAAGCCUGGCGGAGCGAACAUCCCUGUCUCCGAGAAGAACAAGAAGGAAUACAUCGAGCGGAUGGUGAAGUGGAGGAUCGAGAGGGGAGUGGUGCAGCAGACGGAGAGCCUGGUCAGAGGCUUUUACGAGGUGGUGGAUGCCAGGCUGGUGUCGGUGUUUGACGCCAGAGAGCUGGAGCUGGUGAUCGCCGGCACAGCGGAGAUCGAUUUAUCAGACUGGAGGAACAACACGGAGUACAGAGGAGGUUACCAUGAUAACCACAUAGUGAUCCGGUGGUUCUGGGCAGCGGUGGAGAGGUUCAACAACGAGCAGAGACUGCGGCUCCUGCAGUUUGUGACCGGGACGUCAAGUAUUCCUUAUGAGGGCUUUGCUUCUCUGAGAGGCAGCAACGGACCCCGCAGGUUCUGUGUGGAGAAGUGGGGGAAGGUCACCUCACUGCCCAGGGCCCACACCUGCUUCAACCGGCUCGACCUGCCCCCCUACCCGUCUUUCUCCAUGCUGUAUGAGAAGAUGCUGACGGCCGUGGAGGAGACUAGCACCUUCGGGCUGGAAUGAGACCCUCGCUCGUCCACCGACCAACUUCUCAGCUCCUCCCAGUCCAACCCUCCAGAACCGCUGGGUUGUAAAAGCUGGAUUUAACGUCAGAUUAGUUUUAAUUUAUAACGGGCUCUAUUUUAUAACAGAGGAUGAAAGGACCUUUGAACCUGAUGCCCUGUGUACAGAGGUAUACUGAACUUUUUGUUGCACUUGCACGUAUUUGGCACCUACUCGGUAACACACGCGCUCACCUGUGUGAUUGGACGAAUGACGACCCCGCACUGCCUUUUUGGGACCAGAAUCAUAACUGCCAGGGUUUGAUGACAGAAGAUCUUUUUUUAAUCCCAGACUAUCUCUUUGAUACCAGGAAGUAAAAGUUAAAGAUCAAAGAAGAAGCAACCACUGCCUUCACUGUAAACACUGAGAGGACUCUGCCUCUUUUAUUCUAGCUCUGAUGGACCUGUGAGGAACACCUGGGCCGUGUCUGGAACUGCGAGCUUCAGUGACUCCCUCGACGCAGUGCGGCGACUCCUUGUGGCCUGUCGUAGUCAAUGCACGAGGAGAUGUAGGUGGUGCAUUUGUUUUUCAGAUGUUUCUCAAAGCCUUUUGGAGGAAGCGACUUUGGUUGGGUUUGUGUGGGUUUUUUCCAGUGAACUUCUUGACAGUUUUGCAGAACCCAAACAGAAGCUUUGGUAUCGUUGUUACAGAAUUUUCAUCUACAAAAAAAAAGUGGUUUUCUAAUAAUGUGGCAGUGACAUGUUGUGAUUUGAAUGUAACUAACUCUCUGAUGUUGAUAGUGUGGGAGAUAUUUUGAAUCAGUUUGCAAAAAAAGACUAAAUCUGGCCACCACUUCCUUUGAUUAAGUGAAUGAAGUUACAGAGUGCAAAAGUUUGGAUGACAUUUAAACAACCUUUGAGUCGGCACUAUUUUCCUCAAGUAUCCUGACAGUCCUCUAAACACUGAAGACUUGGACUGAGAAAAAUGUUCCAGAGGCGGAUCUAGAAAGUUAACAUCAGGAGGUAAAGCUUCCCUUUCCCACUGAACUCUUCCUAUGACACGUUGCUCCCUUGUCUGAAUCCUUGUUUUGCUUCAAAGGAGCAAAUACAUGAGCAAGAUUUGGACUCUCAUUUCCAUCAUGGCCUAAUCAGUUUCUGCAGACAACUCUUAAACUCUGUUUAUUUUCAAGUAAGUACAGCUUGUUCACCGUCUUCUGUUUGCAGAACGCCCCACAGUACCUUUAAUGGACAUUUAAAAAGUGUCACUUCAUCUACAGCACUUGCUCCCAACAGUCAAAAUGUCUCAGUGAUUUCAGUCAAUAAUUGAAUAGUGUUUGCAAUCUACUGCUGACUAAAGUAGUGAGUGUCCAUUAUGUUGGUAUAAUUGAUGAAUUAAAGGUCCAAAUGAAAGGACCGGUCUAACAGAAGCUGUAUAAUGUUUAAGCUAACGUUAACGUACGAUACCUUCCAGGUUUUCUUCCAUUUUUAAAAGUUGGUACUUUAUUGUCUAAGUAUUGUAGACAUGUGAGGGACCAUUUAAUGAUUGACAUUUACAGUUUUAUCAUUUUAGGAGCUGAAAUGUUCUUGGUGGUUGCUCUCCCCCCAUCGCCUCCUUCUAGAUCCGCGCCUGAGAGCCACAAAGUGUUCGGAAGCUCGACUACAGUCAGUCUAUCUUGAUUUCCAGCUGCCAUUUUUAACAUUUAUUUCAUAUCAGUGAAGGAAGACUUGAUCCACAUAAAUCAUGCGGCACAAAAAUGUGUUUUCUUGUCAUUGUUCAUGGCUCUGUUCCUCUUUGGCACCAUGAUAAGACGCUCUGAAAGAUGAGGUGUGUUUUCCUUUCUUUGCUCUUUUUACACAUGUGGUGUUGCCUACUUGUGUAUUGGUUUUGCGUGGCUGGUUUUGAUGACACAUGCUGUAUGUAAAUCUCUGUUUCCUGGAUUUGCACUCUGUCCUCUUUUCAAUAUUGAACGAAUUGUAUCAACUCACUGGUAAUAUUAAUUUAAUCACAUUGUUAGUGAUGUUCACGUGGAGGAGCGCUCAGAACAGACUGAAAAGCAUUAAGUUAACAGGAAAGCAUGACACUUUUAUGUAUUACAAACAUCCUCUUUUGUACAUUGAACCACUCGUAAACAUCCUCUUCACUCCCCGACCUCGUCCUCUCCCGCACUAUGAAUGUAAGCACGCCUUGAACUGCCGUACUGGAAUAAAAGUGUCCACAUGUUGGCCUACAUCCCCUAAAAAA
Notolabrus celidotus (New Zealand spotty) is the source of this 8299-nucleotide messenger RNA. RefSeq names its product HECT, C2 and WW domain containing E3 ubiquitin protein ligase 2b (gene hecw2b). Bases 1418 to 6079 code for a protein of 1553 amino acids. NCBI's taxonomy places the organism in Eukaryota, Metazoa, Chordata, Actinopteri, Labriformes, Labridae. Gene Ontology annotation, biological process: regulation of dendrite morphogenesis. Gene Ontology annotation, molecular function: protein binding; ubiquitin-protein transferase activity. The transcript has 30 exons. The record is from RefSeq and is a predicted model, not a curated record.